AUGUCCACCCACCGCCUGGUGAUGGUCCGGCAUGGCGAGAGCACCUGGAACCAGGAGAACCGCUUCUGCGGCUGGUUUGAUGCAGAGCUGAGUGAGAAGGGGGCUGAGGAGGCCAGGAGGGGGGCCCAGGCCAUCAGGGACGCCAAGGUGGAGUUCGACAUCUGCUACACGUCGGUGCUGAAGCGGGCCAUCCGCACCCUCUGGGCCAUCCUGGAUGGCACAGACCAGAUGUGGCUGCCCGUGGUGCGCACCUGGCGCCUCAAUGAGCGGCACUAUGGGGGCCUCACGGGCCUCAACAAGGCAGAGACGGCUGCCAAGCACGGGGAGGAGCAAGUGAAGAUCUGGAGGCGCUCCUUUGACAUCCCGCCCCCACCCAUGGAUGAGAAGCACCCCUACCACGGCUCCAUCAGUAAGUGUGGAUGCCCCCAGGAGCGUCGGUAUGCUGGCCUGAGGCCCGGGGAGCUGCCCACUUGCGAGAGCCUCAAGGACACCAUUGCCCGGGCCCUGCCCUUCUGGAAUGAGGAGAUCGUCCCCCAGAUCAAGGCUGGCAAGAGAGUGCUCAUUGCAGCCCAUGGGAACAGCCUGCGUGGAAUCGUCAAGCACCUGGAAGGGAUGUCGGACCAGGCCAUCAUGGAGCUGAACCUGCCUACAGGGAUCCCCAUCGUGUACGAGCUUAACGAGGCCCUGAAGCCCACCAGGCCCAUGCAGUUCCUGGGUGAUGAAGAGACUGUGCGGAAGGCCAUGGAGGCUGUGGCUGCCCAGGGCAAGGCCAAGUGAAGGGUGGGUCUGGCAAUAAAGGCACCUCCCCCACUA
Manis pentadactyla (Chinese pangolin) is the source of this 813-nucleotide messenger RNA. It is a transcript of the gene PGAM2, whose product is annotated as phosphoglycerate mutase 2. Bases 1 to 777 code for a protein of 258 amino acids. The record is from RefSeq and is a predicted model, not a curated record. Lineage: Eukaryota; Metazoa; Chordata; Mammalia; Pholidota; Manidae. Gene Ontology annotation, biological process: glycolytic process. Gene Ontology annotation, molecular function: intramolecular phosphotransferase activity. The transcript has 3 exons.